Molecule: messenger RNA, 354 nt
Organism: Cercopithifilaria johnstoni
Lineage: Eukaryota; Metazoa; Nematoda; Chromadorea; Rhabditida; Onchocercidae
Source: the annotation of a GenBank genome assembly
AUGGAACUUAAAAAUAGCAAGAUAUCGCAGAAAGGAAACAGUCAGGAAGCCUUCGCUGCCAAGACCCAAACUAGCGCUCAAAGCUCAAAAAGUAUCAAGCUAACGUGGUGGUACGCUUUCCCUCACCACUCACUUCGUCGUGCUACAAACCGAGUUAAGCAGCACUCCUGGCCUCUUCCGGAAACCUUCUGUCAUUUUCAUCGAGUAUUCGUCGCACUUUUAGCGGCCCAAUGUGAAAAUACUUCGUCUACACUUCAACACUGUAGAGGAGCAUCAAACGCAAAUUUAUUGCAGCAACAACCAGCAAAGAAGAACAAUAACAAUGUCACAAUCACACACAAAAAUGUUUUGUAA